Fusarium pseudograminearum CS3096 is the source of this 1500-nucleotide messenger RNA. RefSeq lists its product as uncharacterized. The transcript has a single exon. Lineage: Eukaryota; Fungi; Ascomycota; Sordariomycetes; Hypocreales; Nectriaceae. Gene Ontology annotation, molecular function: FAD binding; oxidoreductase activity. Bases 1 to 1500 code for a protein of 499 amino acids. The record is from RefSeq and is a predicted model, not a curated record.
AUGGACUCUCCACGCUCCCUCCGACGCCUCGCCGUCGCCCUCCUCUCUUUGGCUCCUACUGUCCUGGCCCAGAACAAGGCUGAUGUCAUCUCUAAAUGCCUCGAUGACGCCGGUGUCCGUAAUGUCAUCGACACGGACAGCUCAUGGGCUGAGGAAACAGUCAUGUUCCAGAAGCGUCUCAAGCCUGACCCUGAAGCCAUCGCUUUCCCUGAAAACAGCGACGAAGUCGCCUCUGCCUUGAAGUGUGCGCGCGAAUCAAAGGUCAAGGCUAAUGCUCUUGGGCCUGCACACUCGUUCCAGGGCAACGGCUUUGGAAUCCCUGGCAACCUGGUCAUUAACAUGGCCGCCUUUGACGAGGUUAGCUACGAUAAGAAGUCCACCCUUCUCACCUUUGGUGGAGGUACCCAUGUCGGUCCCGUUCAAAAGUACCUCUGGGAUACUGCCGGUCGUCACGUCCCUCACGUCCGUGGCGCUCACGUUGGUGUCACCGGUUCUAGUAUUGGAGGCGGCUUUGGUACCACUUCACGAUAUCUUGGAACCCCCAUGGACAACCUCGUUGAGAUCCAGUACAUGCUGUACAACGGAACCAUUGUCAACGCCAAAAAGGGCUCUGACCUGUUCUGGGCCGCCCAGGGAGCUGGAGCUUCGUUUGGUAUCAUCCUCUCCACAAAGACCAAGACCUUCAAGCCUCAGUUCGACAAGGCUAUCAACUUCACCCUGUCUAUGGGUGAUCUCACCCCCGAGGCUGGCGCAAAGGCCCUAGUCGCCAUCCAGGACUACUCUCUCAGCAAGGACUGCCCCGACACUUGGGCGUUCCGAUGGAACAUCAUGGCUCCUCCUUACGAUGGUACUGGAUACUUCUACGGCAACCCUUCUUCGUUUGAUAGCGUCAUGGCCCCUCUAGUCAAGAAGCUCAAGACCAUCAGCUCCAACACUGCCGUUAAGAGUACUGUCCUUCCCUGGUGGGAUCUCGAAGUCGCUGUCGCUGGACCUGGUAUGAACCAGCCCAACGGUGGAGCUCUCGGAGGCCGAUCCUUCUACACUCAGUCUCUGACCACUACCACCGAUCACCCUCUUACUGUCAAGCAAGCCCAGAUCCUCUUCGAGGGAACCACUCUGGCUUUCAACCGCACCGACAUGACCAAGUUCGGAUACAUGGAUCUUUGGGGUGGCGUCUCUCGCUCUAUCAAGGACAGCGACACUGCCUAUGCCCACGGCAAGAACCUUUGGUUGAUUCGCUGGGACGCCAAUGCCAUUGGACCCUACCCUAGCGAUGGUAUCAGCUACAUGAGAGCCUCUAUCAAGCCCUUCGAGGACUCACUUGUCAAGGGCGGCGCCAAGCUCCGUGGCUUUGUUAACUAUGCCGACACUGAGCUUACUGAGAAGGAAUGGAGCUCUCGUUUGUACGAUGGCAACUUCGAGCGUCUCAAGCAGAUCAAAGCUCGAUAUGAUCCUGAGGGUCUGUUCAUCAACCACAGGCAAUCGAUUCCUCUACCUUGA